Triticum aestivum (bread wheat) is the source of this 2308-nucleotide messenger RNA. RefSeq lists its product as uncharacterized. The record is from RefSeq and is a predicted model, not a curated record. Bases 355 to 1608 code for a protein of 417 amino acids. NCBI's taxonomy places the organism in Eukaryota, Viridiplantae, Streptophyta, Magnoliopsida, Poales, Poaceae. The transcript has 2 exons.
CAAAAGAUCGACUCGAUCUGCUCGCAUCGACCGCUUGGGGCGUCGUCGCUGCCACCGGAGCCUCCGCCACCGGUGUCCCACACCGGAGCUGCCGCAGGGCGCCGCGGCCGGCAACGCCAUCCCGCGCUGGACCUCUUCUUCUCUCCUUCGCGAUCUCGCGGUGGGAUUGCAGUGACCGAGUGAAGGAGACCCAAAGGAGAGGGGAUAUCCAGGCACCAGAGAGGAGGCGACGGAGGAGGAGGAAGAAGGUGGCCUCGCACGCAUCAGCUUCAUCCUUCCCAUGCCAGACUCGCCCACGUUCUGUUGCUGUUCUUGAUCCAACGCUCCGGUGCACACAAGGUGUUUGAGUUGAGAAUGGAUAGGAGUUGGAUGCGAGCAGCAAGGUCUUCCGCCGAGUAUUCUGAAGGAACUAGCAACUUCAUACAAUUUGCUUUCCGUGAGUCAGCAAAAAAUAGUAGGAUUCUCUGCCCUUGCAAGAUAUGUGUAAACUCUCGUUGGUUAGGUGAGCAUGAAGUCUAUGAUCAUUUGAUUUGCGAUGGAUUCAUGUCCGGAUAUACCAUAUGGAUUCACCAUGGAGAAAGUAUGCGGCCCUCCGAAGCAAUUACUGCUCCUAGUUCACAGUUUGAAGAAUAUGCUGAUAGUGAUGAGAUGGAUGAGAUGCUACUAGAAGGAUUUGGAAUGUACGAUACUCGUACUUUAGGAGAGGAGCAAGAGUCUGAAGAUGAUUUGGACGAUGAUGCUGAGGCAUACUAUAGAUUAGUUAAUGAUGGACACCAAGAGUUGUACCCAGGUUGCAAAAGAUUCUCGAAGCUGCAAUUUUUGGUGAGGUUGCUUCAUAUCAAGAAUAUGAGGGGAAUGAGCAAUGUAUGCUUUGAUGAGGUAUUGACGCUAAUUAAGGAGGCACUUCCAGAAGGUCAGGCGUUGCCCAAAAAUUUUCAUGGGGCCAAAAAGUUUGUGAAAGCCAUUGGUAUUGGAUAUGAUAGUAUAGAUGCAUGCAAAAACGAUUGCAUUCUAUUUAGGAAGGAACAUGCUGAUGCCAUAUCAUGUCCAGUGUGUGGCACAAGUAGAUGGAAGAGCGUAAAUACUGGAGUUGAUGGAAGGCGUGUCCACAAGGUGCCUCAAAAGGUGGUUCGUCAUUUCCCGCUAAAGAAGAGACUCCAAAGGUUGUUCGCUUCUACAAAGACGACAUCAGAUAUGAGGUGGCACAGCGAAGGCCGCACAAAGGACGGCUUGAUACGACACCCAGCUGGUUCACCUGCAUGGAAACACUUUGAUGCUAUUCACAAAGACUUCAGUUCAGAAGUUUGCAAUGUUAGAUUUGGAUUGGGAGCUGAUGGUUUCAACCCUUUUGGAAAUAUGAAUCUCUCAUAUAGCAUAUGGCCUAUCGUCUUGAUCCCCUACAACCUUCCUCCAUGGAUUUGUAUGAAGCAAUCAAACUUUAUCCUCUCUGUCAUCAUUCCUGGUAAAAAAUCUCCAGGGAAAGACAUGGAUGUUUACAUGCAGCUGACCAUAGAUGAUCUUUUGGAGCUUUGGAAUGAUGGAGUCUGGACUUAUGAUGCCUCUCGAUCUAAGAAGUUUCUCUUACGUGCCGCACUACUAUGGAAAUAAGUGAUUGGCCUGGGCGUGGAUCUUUGUCUGGAGAAAAUAUAGCAGUUUGCUCCCAUUGUCUAUCAGAGACAUGCUCUCUUUGGUUAAAGAAUGGACACAAGAAAUGCUAUAUGGGACAUCGCAGAUUCUUGGAACCUAAUCACGAGUUUCGAUUUGAUGCUGAGUCAUUUGAUGGUUUUGAGGAACAUCGAGAGCCUCCCGUUCCCCUUUCAUCACAUGACAUUUCAGUAUUGACAAAGGACAUGAAAACUACGUAUGGGAAGCUGCAGCAGAAGAGCAGCAGGAAGCGACACCGUAAUCAGGUAGAUGAGAAUGAUGCAAGCAUGCAGCAAGACACUUCAAUAUUCAGAAAGAGAAGUUGCUUCUUUCAGCUGCCAUACUGGGAAACACUUCUAUUGCGUCAUAAUCUGGAUCCUAUGCACAUAGAGAAGAAUGUGUUUGAGAACAUGGUGAUGAAACUGAAUCGGAAGAUGAAGAAGGUGAGUCUGGACAAGAAGAUGAACAUGAAGAAGAAGAGGAAGUUCGACAAGAACAGGAGAAAACACAUGGUUAGUUCUGAGGGCAUAAAAGAAUUUACAUGUGCUUGUUUUGCAUGGGCCUAAUGGUAGUUCCUAUCUGUUCACAUACCAGAAGUUGUAGAGAAGACUAGAAGAGGACCUACUCACAUGAGGCGCUUCUGGAAAGAACAUGAUGUUGAUAA